UAUGAACAAACAAAACUUAUUUCAACAGAUAUUAAUCCUUCAAAUUCAACUAAUUGAAAUUAGUUGUUGGCACGACUUGGGUAACACAGAUUUUCAUUGUUGGCCCUUAUCAGCCAGCUCUCAGAAUCCAGUACCAUUUUCUACCUGUCCAGGUAUCAACAUUAAAUGGAUUUUACCACCUCCGGCUGAAAUAAAGGCGGGAAAAGCUUUCAAUGUCACUUAUGAUUUGACUUUCGAUUCAGAGUUUUGGACUUGGGCAGUUUCUUCCGCUGGAAGCUUUAAAUUAAAUUUCUUCGCUUCGAGCAACGGAGGGAUCACAGAUCCUGUUAUUGCUCAAAAAUGGUGUGAGAAUACCGCCUGUCCAGAUGACUCGAAGGCAGCAAACCAAGAGAAUUGUUGUAUCCAUCAUGUCAAUGUUCACUCAUGUCCCUUGGCUGAAGUUGAGUUAGUUAAAAAUGGAUUGUGUGGACCAUGGAUUCCAUCAUCUGGCAGUAUAUUUACCCAUUCAAAAGUUAUGAUAGGAUCUUCUUCCAUCAGAGAAUGGACAUCGCAAAUAUUGGGAUUAUAUACUGUUGGCGAAACAUCACUAAUAGCUCAUUUUAAAGUUGGAGAGCUUCAUAUAGCUCUAGAAAAAUCCAUUGAAGUACUCCCCAAAACAAUUUGUGGAGAUGAUAAAUGUGAAGAAGAGGAAACUUGCAGCACAUGUCCGAAAGACUGUGGGAGAUGCCCGCUAAAAGGAUAUCAAAUAGCUCUAAUAGCCGUCGCAGCUGGCAUAAUUGUAAGCGCUUUUCUAACAGUGAUCGGAUAUUCCAAGUACAAGGAAAGAAAAUUAUUAUGGGAUGAAAGUUGGAUAUUAGAUUAUGAUAUUAUAGUAUCAGAAGCUGCAACCAAGCAUUUUGUUCCAAGUUGCGUAAGUUUAAAAUCUGGCAACAGCGGAGGAGUAGGGAAUAUUGAUAGUCAAUUAUUUACACCAGUUGGAAUAUAUGAAGGAAAGAUGGUCGCAGUUAAAAAUCUAAUUAAAUCCGACUUCGUUUUAAGCAAGUUAAUAAGACAGGAGGUUAAAAACGUUCGCCAACUUGACCAUCCCAAUUUGGUAAAGUUUGUUGGAGGCUGUAUAAAUCUUCCAAACAUUGCACUCAUAACAGAGUAUUGCCCCAAAGGGGCUCUUAGCGAUUUGCUCCAAUCUGAAAGUACACCCCUCAAUUGGUCUUUUAGAUUUUCCUUCUCGUUAGAUAUAGCAGGAGCUAUGAGCUAUCUACAUUCUAAAAAUGUUAUUCAUGGAAGACUAAAGUCAUCUAAUUGCGUGAUCGAUGAUAGAUGGUCAGUAAGAGUAUCAGACUAUGGAUUAGAAACUUAUAGAAGUGAAGAAUCCGAGAAAGAAAACGAAAAGAGAUUAAAAGAUGUAGUUUACAUUGCUCCUGAAGUUUGUACAAACGGCACUCGCAAAUCCUUUGAAGCCGAUGUAUACGCGUUUGGUAUAAUACUUAUUGAAAUAGCUACAAGGCAGGAUCCAUAUGGGGAAGAAGACUUUGCAACAGUUAAAAUAGGAUGGAAGCCCUCCCUGCCUGAUCUAUCGAAUAAAGUAUACGACGAAGAUGUAAAAUGCCCUUCUCCAGUUGAAUACAAUAAACUCAUUCAAGAAUGUUAUAGCAAUACCGUGUCCGAACGACCAACUUUUGACAUAAUUAAGAAGAAACUAAAGAAGAUGAAUCCUGAUCGAAGGAGUCCUGUUGAUAUGAUGAUGUUAAUGAUGGAAAAAUAUUCUAAACACUUGGAAAGUCUUGUAGCGGAUCGUACAUCCGAUUUAGAACAAGAGAAAUUGAAGACGGAUAGACUUCUUUACAGUAUGCUACCAAGGGCUGUAGCUGAUGAACUAAGGCACGGUAGAAUCAUAGGUGCGGAACAGUAUUCAGCCUGUACCAUCUACUUUAGUGAUAUUGUUGGCUUUACUAAUCUGUCUGGUAAUUCGACGCCGAUGCAGGUUGUUGGCUUAUUAAAUAAGCUUUAUACUUGUUUUGAUUCCAUAAUUGAUAAUUUUGACGUAUAUAAAGUUGAGACAAUUGGAGAUGCUUAUAUGGUUGUUUCUGGAGUUCCUGUGAGGAACGGUAAAGAGCACGCAAGUCAAAUAGCUUUGAUGUCUAUCCAGCUAGUUAAUGCAGCAAAGAGUUUCGUUAUUCCCCAUAUGCCAGGAGAACCUUUGAAAAUCCGAGUGGGCCUACAUAGUGGCCCUGUUUGCGCCGGAGUCGUUGGUCUAAAGAUGCCUAGAUAUUGUUUGUUUGGCGAUACUGUGAAUACAGCUAGUCGGAUGGAGAGCAAUGGUCAAGCUUAUAGAAUUCAUAUUAGUCUAAGUACUUAUGAAAUUCUUGAAGAAUUUGGAAAUUUUGACUGUGAAUUUCGUGGAACAUUGGAAAUUAAGGAGAAAUGA
Molecule: messenger RNA, 2425 nt
Organism: Dimorphilus gyrociliatus
Lineage: Eukaryota; Metazoa; Annelida; Polychaeta; Dinophilidae
Source: the annotation of a GenBank genome assembly